AUGGGUUUAAAAGAGCUUGGAAUUCCAGCUGGAGUUAUUACUGGUGAUAAUGUUCGCAAAGUAUUACAAUAUGCAAGGGAAAAUGGUUUUGCCAUUCCAGCUGUAAAUGUUACCAGUUCAUCUACUGCCAAUGCUGCCUUAGAGGCUGCCAGAGACAUUAAAGCACCACUUAUUAUUCAAUUAUCUCAGGGUGGUUCUGCCUAUUAUGCCGGUAAAGGUUUGAGUAAUGAAAAUCAAAAGGCCAGUAUUAUUGGUGCUGUUGCUGCUGCUCAUCAUAUUAGAAUUGUUUCCAAGGAAUACGGAAUACCUGUUAUCUUACAUUCUGAUCAUUGUGCUAAAAAACUUUUGCCAUGGUUUGAUGGAAUGUUGGAUGCUGAUGAAGAAUACUUUAAAAAACACGGUGAACCUUUGUUCAGUUCUCACAUGUUGGAUUUAUCUGAAGAACCAAAGGAUGAAAAUAUCGCUAUAUGUAAGAAAUAUCUUGAACGUAUGAGUAAAAUUAAUCUUUUACUUGAAAUGGAAAUCGGUAUCACUGGAGGUGAAGAAGAUGGUGUUGAUAACACCGACAUUGAUAAUUCACAUUUAUACACACAACCUGAAGACAUUUGGGAUGUGUAUCGUGAAUUGAGUCAAGUCACUGAUCUUUUCACCAUAGCUGCCGCAUUCGGUAAUGUCCACGGUGUUUAUAAGCCUGGAAAUGUUAAAUUAUCACCAAUUUUACUUAAAAAACAUCAAGAUCAUGUUAAAGAGAAAUUAGGCACCAAAAAUGACAAGCCUGUCUUUUUUGUAUUUCAUGGAGGUAGUGGAAGUCUUAAAGAUGAGAUUAAAGAAGCAGUAGGCUAUGGCGUGAUAAAAAUGAACGUUGACACUGAUACACAGUGGGCAUAUUGGGAAGGAAUAAAAAAUUAUCAUGACUCCAAAAGAGGUUAUCUUCAAUCACAAGUUGGUAAUCCUGAAGGUGAUGAUAAACCUAACAAAAAAUAUUAUGAUCCAAGAGUUUUUAUUCGUGAGGCUGAAAAGACUAUGGCUAAACGCGUUCAAGAAGCUUGCAAAGAUUUGGGGAAUGUUGAUCCAAAUUAUAUUCCGCGAAUAGAUGUUACCGCUGCUGUUGCUGCUGCUUUUGGAGUUUCACCUUUUAUAACAAUCAUUGAUAGAUCUAUUGUAGAAAAUGCUAGUGGUCGUAACUCAAUAAGUGCUUCUCUUAAACAAGGAUUCCGUGAUUUACUAACAAAACCUCACGCAUUUAUACGAAAUCCAGCGUUUGGUUUGAUUUUUUUCGUCUACUCUUCAACUUACAUAACAGCCAACACAAUUGAUACAAUAAGCCAUUGUUACUUUAAUAAUCAAAGUCAGAAAAGUAAAGAAAUAGGAAAAUUUAUGGGCACAACAAUUGUUAAUAUGACAACAUGCAUCUAUAAAGAUCGUCAAUUCACCAGAAUGUUUGGUACGGUUGCGCCUAAAGGUUUACCGAUGACAACCUAUUUAUUAUUUGCAGCCAGAGACUCUAUGACUAUCGGUGCAAGCUUUAAUCUUCCACAAAAGUUAGCAAAUGAAUUGCACCAACGACAAAUCAUCCAAAAUUCCGAGAAUGCCAUAAAUUUAGCACAGUUAACAUGUCCUGCAAUGAUUCAAAUUUUCUCGACCAAUCUCCAUCUAUUAGGUUUAGAUUUAUAUAAUAGACCAAGUGCUUCAAAUGGUUCCAGAUUGAAGUUUAUAAUCAAAAAUUAUUUAAUGUCCACAAUUAGCAGAAUUGCUCGUAUUGUGCCAGCUUUUGGGUUUGGAGGAGUUGGUAAUAGAGUUGUUAGAAAUAAGUUAAGUGAUAUUAUUAAGAUUAAAAAUCAUAAUAAUGAUGUUGACAAAGGAUUAGAAAGUAUGGUUGCUGCUAAAGCCUUUUCACCAAAUCGGUGA
Messenger RNA from Entrophospora sp. SA101, 1908 nucleotides. Lineage: Eukaryota; Fungi; Glomeromycota; Glomeromycetes; Entrophosporales; Entrophosporaceae. The record is from the annotation of a GenBank genome assembly.